Helicoverpa armigera (cotton bollworm) is the source of this 853-nucleotide messenger RNA. RefSeq lists its product as uncharacterized. The record is from RefSeq and is a predicted model, not a curated record. Bases 176 to 784 code for a protein of 202 amino acids. The transcript has 6 exons. Lineage: Eukaryota; Metazoa; Arthropoda; Insecta; Lepidoptera; Noctuidae.
AUUGAAGCUUUUAGUAUGUGUGUACACAAAGAUUUAGGCGACAUUCAACAGAUUACUUCAGCAAAUAUGAGAUGGUCAGGCGCUCGUCAUGCUUCGAACGGACAACAGCACUUGUAGAUCAAAGACUUUGAAAUAUUCUUUCUAUUUCUUUGGAGAAUAUAUAUUUUAGAGUAGAAUGUUGAUUAGGUGUUAUAUUUUUGUGACCAUAGUGUUAUUGAGUGUAAUUUGUGAAGAAACGAUCACAAAAAAGAGACAGAGAAGAUAUUUAUUGUUCACACCAGCCACACAGUGGGGGGUAUUCGCCACGGUAUCCAUCCCCCUUCACCCGAACACGUACGUGAGCGUCGCGUGGUUCCUGGAAGCCAACUACUACAACGUCGACAAUGCUACAUACUUCGAGCCCUUGCUGGGGGAUAUUGAAACUGUAUCAAGAAAAAGACUUGACCGUAGUAUUGAAGCACCAAAGAAAGUGAUGACCAGAAGCAGUGUCUAUACUCUAAUCGAGUCCAUGCUACAAAAACAUGGGUAUCCUGGUCGCCCAUGCUUACUUAGACUCAUAUGCGAGAAUGCUUAUGCUCAUUUCUUGCAUAAUGGUUUGAUCGGAGACUUGAUAUACUUAAUCCUAACACCAUCUGCUUCCAUGUCUGAAGAUGAUCUAGAAGACAGUUUCUACGAAGCAGAAUACUAUGGCUUGGAUAAAAAGUGCAAAAGAUACACCAAACACUGUCCAUCGAAUCUUCUCGAAACGAUAACUAUGUAUACUGAUGCUGAUAAUACGGCGUAAAUAAAUACAAUUGACUAUUACUGUGUAUUUGUAUUAAUUAUGACCAUUGAAUAGGUAACAAUCAAUUGC